ACUCCGAGCUUGGCCUGAACGCAGCACGGGAGAGGGGGGUCCAGUACUGAGUGAGGCGGCUCCGGAGCUUCAGAGCGGGGACUGAGUGAGUGAGUGAGCCGCUGCAGGAGCCGCCGCAGACGGAGGGAAAGGAACCAGUGUGUCGGAUACUUUUAACAUCAUCUCUGCUUCGCGCCACCCGGGACAUGAAAUCUGUAUUUUAACCGCGUUAGAGAGAAACUUCCCUCAGCCCAAGAUGACGGUGGAUUUUGAAGAAUGUAUUAAAGAUUCACCCCGAUUUAGGGCGAACAUUGAUGAAGUGGAGACGGAGGUGGUGGAGAUCGAGGCCAAACUAGAUAAGCUGGUGAAGCUAUGCAGCGGGAUGAUUGAAGCAGGGAAGGCGUACGUCAGCGCCAACAAGCUCUUUGUCAACGGCAUCCGGGAUCUGUCCCAGCAGUGCAAGAAGGACGAGAUGAUCUCGGAGUGCCUGGAAAAGUGUGGUGAAAGCCUCCAGGAAAUCAUCAACUACCACAUGAUCCUGUUCGAUCAAGCUCAGCGCUCUGUGAAGCAGCAGUUGCACAACUUUGUGAAAGAGGAUGUUCGGAAGUUCAAGGAGACGAAGAAAAACUUCGACCGGGUGCGUGAGGAUCUGGAGAUAGCGCAGGUGAAGAACGCUCAGGCGCCGAGGAACAAACCUCACGAGGUGGAGGAAGCCUCCGGCACCCUGAGCAUCACGAGAAAGUGCUUCAGACACCUCGCUCUGGACUACGUGCUACAGAUCAACGUCCUCCAGGCGAAGAAGAAAUUUGAGAUCCUAGACGCUAUGCUGUCGUUCAUGCACGCUCAGUACUCGCUGUUCCAGCAGGGCUACAACCUGCUGGAUGAUAUCGACCCGUACAUGAAGAAACUGGCUGCCGAGCUCGAUCAGCUGGUGAUCGAUUCAGCCAUGGAGAAGAGGGAGAUGGAGCAUAAACAUGCAACCAUUCAGCAGAGGACUCUCCUGCAGGACUUUUCAUAUGACGACUCAAAGGUGGAGUUCAACGUGGACGCUCCCAAUGGUGUGGUGAUGGAGGGAUACUUGUUCAAGAGGGCCAGCAACGCCUUUAAGACCUGGAACAGGCGGUGGUUCUCCAUACAGAACAGUCAGCUGGUCUAUCAGAAGAAGCUCAAGGAUUCGCUGACGGUCGUGGUCGAAGAUCUCCGACUGUGCUCCGUUAAACCGUGCGAGGACAUCGAGAGGAGGUUCUGCUUCGAGGUCGUCUCCCCGUCCAAGAGCUGCAUGCUUCAGGCUGAGUCCGAGAAGCUGAGGCAAGCGUGGAUUCAGGCAGUUCAAGCCAGCAUCGCCUCCGCCUACAGAGAGAGCCCGGACACCUACUAUAUCGAGCAUCUGGACCGAACGGCUUCUCCGUCCACCAGUAGUAUCGAUUCGGCCAGCGAGCCGCGGGAGCGCAUUGUCCGAGGGGAGACCAUCCUGCAGAGGAUCCAGUGUCUGCCGGGGAACGAGCAGUGCUGCGACUGCGGCCAGGCUGACCCUCGCUGGGCCUCCAUCAACCUGGGCAUCCUGCUGUGUAUCGAGUGCUCCGGCAUCCACAGGAGUCUCGGAGUUCACUGUUCGAAGGUUCGCUCGCUCACACUGGACUCGUGGGAACCAGAAUUAUUAAAGUUGAUGUGUGAGCUUGGAAACAGCGUCAUCAACCACAUCUAUGAAGGCUCAUACCAGGAACAAGGUCUAAAGAAACCGUUACCGUCCAGUUCAAGGCAGGAGAAAGAGGCUUGGAUCAAAGCGAAGUACGUAGAGAAGAAAUUCCUGAAGAAGCUCGGCUCCACGGAGAUACUCAUCAACGGAGAGAGGAAGUCGGAGCGGCGGUGGAGCGUGAAGAAGUGUCGGAGACACAACAGCGCCACCACGGUACCGAAAGCACGCCGGAGAUACCGACAAGAGCCCGGAAGCACCUCCCCCUCCACCCUCUCCGCAGCUGCUGCUAAGUUCAGACGAGACUCCCUGUUUUGUCCUGACGAGCUGGACUCUCUCUUCUCUUACUUUGACACCGGAUCUGGGCCUCGAAGUCCGGCAGGCCUGAGCAGUGACAGCGGGUUGGGAGGCAGCACAGACGGCAGCACAGACAUCCUGGUGUUCGGCUCCGUGGUGGACAGCGUGACAGAGGAGUGUGAGGUGUCCGAGGAUUCGAGCGGUGAAGCUGAGCUGGAGGCUGAGCCGGAGACGUCGGACCCGGAGGACAUCAGGGACCUUCAUCCCGGAGCGCUGCUCUACAAAGCCUCGAAAGCCCGAAACCUGCCCGUCAUGGCCGAAGCGCUCGCCCACGGGGCCGACGUCAACUUGGUGAACGAGGAGGACGAAGGAAAGACGCCUCUCAUACAGGCCGUGAUCGGGGGUUCAUUGAUCGCCUGCGAGUUCCUGCUCCAGAACGCCGCUGACGUCAACCAAAGAGACACGAGAGGGAGGGGCCCGCUGUAUCACGCCACAUAUCUGGGACACACGGGGCAGGUGUGUUUAUUCCUGAAAAGAGGAGCUACACAGAAUGACGGCGAUGAAGACGGUCAGGACCCUUUGAGCAUAGCUGUACAGCAAGCCAACGCUGAUAUCGUCACACUGUUGCGUCUGGCCCGGAUGAACGAGGAGAUGCGGGAGUCCGAGGGACCGUUUGGACAACCAGGAGACGCCACAUACCUUGACAUCUUCAGGGAGUUUUCCCACAUGGCGUCCCACAACCCGGAGAAGCUGAAACGAAGGAGUGUGCACUUCAGGCACUCCUUCAGGUAGUCCACCAGGCAGGAACACGGUCACAUACUUGAAAAGUGCAGCAGCCACUUUCCAUAUGAUGCUUCAGUUCAACAUUAUAACUCAUCCCGAGCUUCAGAUCUGAUAGAAAAAGGCUCAGACGUACAUUUUAUUCCUCGAUUUCUCACCUUAAAGUGGCUCGAAGUGAAGAAAUGCUGUCGUUCAUUCAGUGUUUAGAGUAGCUGCAUUAUAUCUGCAGGAGUCCUGUGCUGUUCUUAGAUCAACCUUUUAUUUUGAAAUGAGGAUCAGCUGGUCUUUUCCUCUCAUAAAUAUAGCAAUGCUUUUUGUACAGAGUUAGAUGAGACGUUUAAUAAAAUGCCAAGCACUUGUUUUUCUUUAUUUUCUUUGUAUGAAUUUGUUUCGCUGCGUCAGUUUCUUUAUCAUUGAAGGAUUUUUGAUCAAUACUCUACAUAAAAAAAACAUCUGUGUGUGUUUAAUGCAUGCCUGUACUCUCAUUAUAUUCAUACUUAAACUUGAAUUCAGCUAUGUGUCAUAUCAUUAGUUAUCAUCAACAAUCCAACAGCUUGAAGUCGACAUGUUGUGAGUUUAUUUUCUUAUGAAAUGUGUCUGUAUGUUUUUUGUUUUUCAUCGACUAUGCUGGUGUAGUCUCGUUGUUUUUAAAUGCAGUACCACUAUGAAAAUCAGUGCUUCUGUUACUGUGUACAUGCUGUAGAGGCAUAAAUGCUCUAAUAUAUCUGAAUGAACAGGAAUAUUUGAUGACAGGUGGAUGAGAAAUAAACAUUGUUUGUGUUUACACACAUGCA
Messenger RNA from Larimichthys crocea (large yellow croaker), 3543 nucleotides. RefSeq names its product ArfGAP with coiled-coil, ankyrin repeat and PH domains 3a (gene acap3a). Gene Ontology annotation, molecular function: GTPase activator activity; protein binding. The transcript is spliced from 25 exons. Lineage: Eukaryota; Metazoa; Chordata; Actinopteri; Sciaenidae. The record is from RefSeq and is a predicted model, not a curated record. Gene Ontology annotation, cellular component: cytoplasm. Bases 236 to 2761 code for a protein of 841 amino acids.